This is a messenger RNA of Protopolystoma xenopodis, 1740 nucleotides long. The record is from the annotation of a GenBank genome assembly. NCBI's taxonomy places the organism in Eukaryota, Metazoa, Platyhelminthes, Monogenea, Polystomatidea, Polystomatidae.
CCCUUCAACAUUCAGCCUCAACUACGCACCUCUCAUGGCCAUGUCCGCCAGCAUAAACGCGAACGCGAACGCGAACACGAACACGAACACGAACACGAACACGAAAUGGACCAUUGCCGCCAUCACCAUCGGCACCAGCAGCGCCGUCGUCACCACCACUCGGAGCAUCACCACCACGAGGCUCGGCCGAGUCGACGUGCAGGCGAGUGGCUCGAGGCCGCGGGGCAAGCAGGCGCCGGCAAGCCGGCCAUCGUGGCGCCGCCCAGAGUGCAGAUCACGCGACGCCGACUGGCUCGUCUGCCAGGGCUGCUGAGCCAACUGGCCGGCUCGACAACAAGCAGCACCAGUCUGGAACUGGUUCAUGACAGUGAGCUGGGCCGUCUUGAGGCCGGCCGGCUCGGCGGCCGAGCCCUCACUGACCUGCCGCAGCGCCACAGACUCGCGAGAGGAGGCCAGACCGGCGAGCUCGAUUGGGCCCGAGUCGGACAGCCCGACUCGCACCUGCGGCCCGGCCUAGCGCCCCGCUCCGGUCCUCUGUCUCUGCACACGCGCCAACUGGCCGGCGACCAGUUGCUGAUGGCGCGUCCCACGGCUCGGCUGGCGCUCUUUGACGAGCAGGCCGACGGCGCUGAGGCGCGCAGGGGGCCGGCCGUCGGGCCGAUGGUGCGCGUGGGAGAGGAGGGCAACUUUCUCAACGCCCCACUCGCGCUGGUUCAGUACUGCCCGCAGACCUGCGACCAGGUCUACGUGCACGCCAGCCUGACUGGCGCCGACGGUCUCUGCCUCCUCGUCGUCGGCCUGGAGGCCUACACCUGCGUGCGAGGCAAGCCCGUCAUGGUGCAGUGCGUCGCCGCCACGCCCGGCCUUCCCAUGCCCAUCAUGGCGCGUCUGGUGCUGCGCAGAGGCCUUGGCCCGGCCGCACACUCGCGCCCGCCUCUGCCCGGCACGCAGGCCGUCUCCCCCGGACACACCGGCCAGCCCGCUGUUCUCGUCAUCCACGACAACUCUUCCUCCUCCUCUUCCUCCUCCUCCUCCUCCUCCUCCUCCUCCUACUCCUCAUCCUCCUCCUGCUCCGUAUCCUCCAUCUCAUCCGUCUCCUCCGUCUCUUCCGCUGUGCUCUUGGCAUUGGCUUCGUCCAACGCCUCCUCCGGCUCCAUCGACUCCAUCUCGAUGUUGUUUGCGGCCGACUUGGAGUACAGCCGCGAAGGAAUAGGCGUCAGCAGUUCGGCCGUCCUACGACCCGGUGGACAGAUGUCGCAGUCGUCGAGGGAUUACUACACUCCGCCGGACGAUAGCGCCUGGCCCGAUGAGAAUGGCGUGCUGUGGGCAUCAGGCCUGGCCGCCGGGCAGCCGACAAUUGUUCGAGACGUCGUCACGCCUUCGGAGCCAAGCGACACUCUACUGCACAAUGGCAGAUUGUCCAAACUAAGCGGCCGAUUUAGGCUGUGGCAUCCGGCCUGGUGCAGUCUGACGCAUCGGGGCCUCUUCUUCUACCCCCUCCGACCGGAUGAGCGCGGCUGCGCGCGGCGAUGCAUCAAUCUGGCCGACGUCAGCGCCGUCCUGCGGCACCGCGGCGCUCGAGCCGGCGGUUCGGCCGGUUCGGCCGGCGAAGAGGCGCGCUCGCGCCGCCGGCCGUUGUUGCCGUCGCGGCCAGACCGGCGAGAGGCGCUGAUCGCGGCUGGGCGGGACCAAUUCGACGUGGUCCUGCAGUCGGGCCGCUGCUACCGGCUGCGAGGCGAG